This is a messenger RNA of Lacerta agilis (Sand lizard), 1264 nucleotides long. RefSeq names its product aldo-keto reductase family 1 member C3-like. The transcript has 9 exons. Gene Ontology annotation, molecular function: steroid dehydrogenase activity; aldose reductase (NADPH) activity; ketosteroid monooxygenase activity. Gene Ontology annotation, cellular component: cytosol. The record is from RefSeq and is a predicted model, not a curated record. NCBI's taxonomy places the organism in Eukaryota, Metazoa, Chordata, Lepidosauria, Squamata, Lacertidae. The coding region runs from base 38 to 1015 and encodes 325 amino acids. Gene Ontology annotation, biological process: steroid metabolic process.
CCUGAAGCCAAGAAUUCAACAAGCAUAGAAGCAGAAAAUGGCACUUAGCAAAGACCGUGGCAUUACAAUGAAUGAUGGGAACAAAAUCCCCAUACUGGGGUUUGGAACCGCUUCCCCAGAAACUGUUCCAAAAAGUAAGUGUGAGGAGGCUACAAAGACAGCAAUAGAAUUCGGCUUCCGUCAUAUUGAUAGCGCAUAUCUAUACCAGAAUGAGGAGGAAGUUGGGCGGGCCAUUCGUGCAAAGAUUUCAGAUGGAACAGUAAAAAGGGAAGACAUUUUCUACACUGGAAAACUCUGGAGUACCUUCCACCGCCCUGAGCUGGUUCGGAAAUGCUUAGAAGAAUCGCUGAAGAAACUCCAGUUUGACUACAUGGAUCUGUUCAUAAUUCACAAUCCGUAUUCUCUGAAGCCUGGACCAGAUUUAUUUCCCAUGGGAGAAGACAAAAAAUUGAUUUUUGACAACGUAGAUCUUUGGCAGACAUGGGAGGCAAUGGAGGCGUGCAAAGAUGCCGGCUUGGUGAGGUCCAUCGGAGUGUCCAACUUUACCCGUAAGCAGCUGGAAAUGAUCCUGAACAAGCCAGGAUUGAAACACAAGCCAGUGAUAAACCAGGUUGAAUGUCAUCCUUAUCGGAACCAAAGCAAGAUACUGGCCUUCUGCAAGUCAAACAAUAUCGUCCUGGAAGGAUACAGUGUCCUGGGGUUCCAAAGGGACUCAAAUUGGUUAAAUCCAGACACUCCUCCCCUGCUUGAAGAUCCUUUGUUGGUUGCGAUCGCCAAGAAGUACAACAAAAGCCCAGCUCUCGUGGCUAUUCGCUACCAACUGCAGCGCGGCCUGGUGGUCCUAGUGAAGACCUACACCAGAAAGCGAAUUGAGGAAAAUACCCAGGCAUUUACUUUCCAGCUGUCUGAGGAGGAUAUGAAAUCCAUUGAUAGCCUUCACAAAGGCAUGAGCUUCAUAAAAAUGGAUACUUACUUUGGUGGUCACCCACAGUAUUACCCACCAGAUGUGGAAUAGGGACUCGUCUCCCAUCUCCAAUUCUUAGAACCGCCAUAGUUCCAUUGCACUCACAGUAUCAAAAAUAUGUUUCAGCAGGAGUUACAUCUACUCUAACUCAGCUUUGCGAAUGAUUCCUCAGAUAAAAUACAAAACCUUGUAUAUCUCUGGAUAGAAAUGUAUUGAUUAUAGAACUAAACUAACAAUAUAAUCAUACAAAAAGUAUACAUAGAUAUUUCCUCAGAGGCAAAGUCUAUAUAUGCUUUCAAA